AGUAACAGGAUAAUAUUGUUCAGUGCGAAUUUUCUGAGAUAAAUAUAAAUAUAUUUUAUUAUAUAUAUAAAAUGUAAGGCGUGAUAAAAUUCUAUCAUACUGUCAAAAUUUUCGAGUAAUGGCGGGUAUGUAACCGCAACUCGAUCUAUUGUAUUUGCGAGUUAUCUUAUAUCUGUCUUCUUCUAAUAUGUCGACUUGUAAAAUUGGUUAAGUUUAUGAAAAUUGAUAAAUCUUUGCGUGAUAUUCAACGAGAUAUAAAAGCGUGGAAUAGAUAGUUUAUGUAAAACGUUUUCGUGCUCAGAGGAACAAUGUUUUUCAAGAAAGUUUUGAUGCCGUGCGGGUUAUGUGCGAUACCUGUCAUAAAACCAGCAAAUCCAUCAGAAGGCAAAAUGUCAUCUUACAGUGACGAGUCAGGAGUCAAGAAACUAAUUCGACCCUCCGAGCUACCGAUUUAUCCCUUCGAAGACGAUUAUUCUAAACAGAUCCCAUGCACAGAUUGUCCACCCUCUACAUUGGAGCAGAACAUAUCCAAAAUUCGCAAGUCGGUUCAAGCAGUUGUGUCAGAGUAUCAACAUUAUACUGGUGUGAUUUCUGAUACUAUUGAUACCGGUGUCGAACACAGCAGAUCUCUUUUGGACUAUCUUCGUGAGGAAAGUAAUGUUAUGCCACGAGUAGGUGCCAUAGCUAUCGGUGGAUUGGCUGGAUUAGUGCUUGGACUUAGAGGAGGUCGAUUUAAACGAUUGGUAUAUUCUAGCACGGGAGCUCUGACUACAGCAGCUAUCUGUUAUCCUAAAAAAGCUGAAGAGGGACUUGAUACAGCGAAACAUUAUAUAAACGUCGGCUACAAUUUUAUUUACGGUGUCAAGCCGGGUGACAACCGACAGCUGGAACUCACAUUGCCGGAGUUGCCAAAAUUGCAAAUUCCGACAUCUUUUUCGGAAUUUGUAGAUUUAACAAUUGACACAGGUUCGGCAGUGGCUACCGCUGUUGGUAGUUUUGCGCAGAACACAUAUACAUCUUUAAGUGGUAACAAGGAGGAACGUUGUAUCUUUCGUAGGGUGGAUAUGGUAACUAUGAACUCCGAAAAAUCGGCUUGCCGCCGAAAACCAGUGGAGAAGAGCAGUAGCAGCUGUAGCGGCAAAAAGACGUCCGAGAGUGUCGAAGAAGCGGAAAAAAACGAGGACGUUCGUACGAGCGAAUCACCGGAUUUAUCCCCCAACACCCCCACGUACAACGUCACUGCCUCUUGCGCCGAAGACACCCCCAAUUACCUUGUCUACAAAAAAAUGGAAUCAAUUGUAGAAAAAAUGUUGGACGAAUUUUGUGGUGUCCCUGUAAAGACAGUCAAAACUUUUAUGACAAAGACGCCUUCUGUUUUCACAGGCACAGAUCUUAUAGCAUGGAUGAUGAAAAAUAUGGAUAUAGAUGAUCAAGAAGCUCUUCACGUGGCUCAUCUUAUGGCAUCCCAUGGAUAUUUCUUUCCUAUCGACGACCACUGCCUUACCGUAAAGAAUGAUAACACAUUCUACAGGUUUCAAACGCCCUAUUUUUGGCCAUCAAAUUGUUGGGAACCUGAAAACACUGAUUAUGCUGUCUAUUUAUGCAAGAGGACGAUGCAGAAUAAAACGCGACUGGAAUUGGCGGACUAUGAGGCGGAGAAUUUGGCUAGAUUACAAAAGAUGUUUUCACGAAAAUGGGAAUUUAUUUUCAUGCAGGCGGAAGCGCAGAGCAAAGUUGACAAGAAGAGAGACAAAUUAGAAAGAAAGGUCUUGGAUAGUCAAGAGAGAGCCUUCUGGGAUGUACAUCGGCCAAUGCCCGGAUGCGUAAAUACAACGGAACUGGACAUUAAGAAGGCUUGUCGCAGUUAUAAAUCUGUUAUACAACCAAGUAAGCAUUUGCAUCUGGGCGUUGCAGGUGGCAAAAUAUCGCCGUCUGCAGAAUCGAAUCCGACCUCAUCGAUAGAAUUUUUGCAGAAGCAGAUCGAGACCCUGAAAGAUAGAUUAGACAGACCGGUCAUCAAAAUUUCGAAAGUCGCAGAAGCUUUCAUUGGAUACUUUGAGCAGUACAUGGAAUACGAUCCCUUCUUCACUCAACCCGAGUUGACAAAUCCAUGGAUAUCCGACAGCCCAGAAAUGUGGGAGCAGGAGAAAUUAGCAAAAGAAAUAUCCACCAGAAGAGUAAAAAGAUGGGCGUUCAGUUUACAAGAACUCCUGCAGGAUCCCGUCGGUAGAGAACAAUUUAUACGUUUCUUAGAUAAAGAAUUUAGCGGCGAGAAUCUCAAAUUUUGGGAAACCGUUCAGGAAUUGAAAACUUUACCGCAGAAAGACGUCCAGAGUAAAGUCGAAGAGAUAUGGCGCGAAUUUUUGGACACGGAUGCAAGUUGUCCGAUCAAUGUCGAUUCUCGAUCUUACGAGAUAACGAAGAAGAAUCUCGAAAAGCCGGACCAAUGGUGCUUCGACGUUGCUGCGGCACAUGUAUAUCAUCUAAUGAAGAGCGAUAGUUACUCGAGAUAUUUACGUUCGGAAAUGUACAAAGACUUUCUUAACGGAUCCAAGAAAAAGACUUCCGUGAAAGGCAUUCGUUCCAUCGUUUCCUUCACAGGACGAAGAGACACUACAGUUUCAUAAUCUGCCAAUGUUUCUUACGCUUGCUACACAUAAAUCUUGCAUCUUUACUUGCCAUUUCGUUUUUUAUGCUUUUGUUAAACAUUGCAUAAAGGUGACAAGGACAUUUUGAGGUUUGAAUUAAUAUUUUCUAUUUAAUUUUCUUUCUUUUCAUUAUUCUUUGACACACUUGCAAUUAAAUAUUUUAUGUCGGUAACUACAACAGUUGAGAUUGCUUAAAACAUUAAGUAGAGUCGUAUGCUUUCCGCAAAUUUAUUACACAAUAAAGGGAUUGAUUACAAAUCAAUUCUUGCAUUUUUCCACUAUUUCACAUCAAUUGUUCAUGAUAUUUAUCUAAUUGUGAUCUUGUUAUCAAUUUCAAAUGUCAUUCACUUUAUCAUAAUUUCUAUUUAAAUAACACUAAGAACAUUAAAACAUGCAAAACAUGAUGUGCAAUCAAAUUUUUGCUAAGAGAACAUCACUUCAAGUUAUAAAAUAUUGCUGCGUUUGUGGGAAGCAUAUUUUUCGUUAUAUAUAUAUAUUUUUUUUUGUUAUAAAACUUCUCCCACAUUGCAGCAUAUAUACUUUUGAGCAAUUUAAAAAGGUACAUAUGCAUGUAAAUAAAGCUGAACUGAAGAAUUAGGAAUGUUAGAAACAUACGUAUAGUGUAACAUGAAUUAAUUGUAUAAUUAGUAUAGUAUCAAAGAGGAUAUGUAUUAUCUUCAACAAAUCAAACAAAAGAGAAUUGAGCAAAAGACACGCACAUACAUGUACAGAAAUAUAUUUUGCAUAUAUGGCUCUACGUAACAUAAUCUCAGCAUUGCCGAAAUUUUGAAGAAAAUUAUAAAAGAAAUAUCUCGUUCCAUAUUGUUCUCAUCCUUAGUUUUCUUCGAGUCGCUAUAUUCGCAUUCGAUACAUGAGACUUGUGUCAGAAAAUUCCUAGAACUAAGUGGAUUACAAUAAAACUAAAUUAGAAAACAUA
Nylanderia fulva is the source of this 3585-nucleotide messenger RNA. Lineage: Eukaryota; Metazoa; Arthropoda; Insecta; Hymenoptera; Formicidae. The record is from RefSeq and is a predicted model, not a curated record.